Messenger RNA from Cladophialophora psammophila CBS 110553, 738 nucleotides. RefSeq lists its product as uncharacterized. The record is from RefSeq and is a predicted model, not a curated record. The transcript is spliced from 3 exons. The coding region runs from base 1 to 738 and encodes 245 amino acids. NCBI's taxonomy places the organism in Eukaryota, Fungi, Ascomycota, Eurotiomycetes, Chaetothyriales, Herpotrichiellaceae. Gene Ontology annotation, molecular function: oxidoreductase activity, acting on NAD(P)H.
AUGUCCUUCGCUGGAAUAGUCGAGAGCGUUGGACCCGACGUGGCCGAUUUCAAGCCAGGCGAUAGAGUCGCGACUAUCCGCGAUGGGCCCAAGGCUGCCGAUCCUCGUUUUGGAGCAUACCAGCAGUACGCUCUCGCAUCACAGACUUCGACUUCCAAACUCGCCGACGGGGUCGCUCUCGAAAGCGGUGCAACAUCCAUUCUUAAUCUUGCUGCUGUCGCAGCUGCCCUCUCGGCCGGUGGACUUGCUACGAGCUAUGCUACUGCAGCUGGAUACAAGGUCACUACGACAUCGUCGCCGAAGAAUAAAGACUUUGUGCAGUCUCUAGGUCCGUCAAUCGUCGUCGACCACUCCCAGCCUAGCGAACAUGUGUUGAGCAACAUUCGAUCUCACGGUCCAUAUGAAGCCAUCUUUGAUGCCAUCGGCCUUCCACCCGUAACCGAUCUGCUCGCCGAAUACUUACAUUCGAUUGGUGGUGGAACGUUCGCGCCUUACAGCUUAGCACUUGACAAGCCGGAGCACCAAAAAUUCAGAGCAUGGUUCUACACCGAACUGGUGCCGAGAGGGCUGCAGACGGGCAUCAUUGUACCUACAAGGCCACAGUGGAUUGAUGGUGGGUUGGGCCAGGCGCAAAAAGCCCUGGAUUUGAUGAUGGAGGGCAAAGUCAGUGGUAGAAAACUUACAUCUAAUGUGCCAGACGCGGUAGCGCAUGUCCAAGAAAAUGCAGGACAGUCGUGA